Dracunculus medinensis (Guinea worm) is the source of this 2397-nucleotide messenger RNA. Lineage: Eukaryota; Metazoa; Nematoda; Chromadorea; Rhabditida; Dracunculidae. The record is from the annotation of a GenBank genome assembly.
AAAAAAAAUUCUAAUUAUAAAUUUUAUAGGUACGAUCCCGGUUCAAACGGAUUCUUUUAUAAAUCGGACGGAAAUCAAGGUUGGAGACGUAAACAAACGUCUGAUAUCGAUUUAUUAGCACUACCACAUCAUUAUCAGACCGCUAAUUCAAUUAUUGUCGCAACACAACAACAACAACAACCUAUCCCUGGUUCAAUACUAUCAGUGCCUACAAAUAUCAACAAUCUACGCGUAAAUAAUCGUGGAAAUAAUAAAAUUAUGAAUAGCAGUAAUAAUAGUAAUACUCAAAAUAGAAUGGGGAAUGGUGUUGAUUACUGGCGUAAGGGUGGAAAUAAAAGUGAUUGUUUCUACCGAUAUCCUUCACGUUUACGUGCGUUCAAUCAACAUGCACCACCAAAACUAACAGCUGAACAGAAGCGUGAAUUUGGUCCAUUGCCUGAUUGGGAAGAUCCAGCUGAUGUAACGAAAUAUGAUUAUAUGCAAUUUAUGGAUACUCAAUUUAAUAAUUUAAUUACGGGGAUCAUUAAUGGUCAUUUCGAAACGAAUGGUGCACCAUUAAGUGGUUUGCCGAAUUUGGUUAUGGCACAGCCGGCGCCUCCUAUAUUCCGGCCAGCGCCUCCAAAUAUUAUGCCGCAUUUGCAGACGCCAAUAAAUCUUGCUGAAUCUCGACCUGAUGGUUUAUAUGUUCCUCCAGAUCCCUUAAAUCUUACUACAUUUAUUGUACAAAAUGGCACAUAUUCAAAUUCAAAUUUUAUGCAAGAACUUCCUUUUGUCACACUUUCCGAAUAUUUGCAACAAAUAUUUUUUAGUGAAUAUUAUUUAUCUGAAGAAAAUCUCAUGAAGGAUGUUUAUCUUCGACGAAAUAUGGAUAAACAGGGAUAUUUAAGUCUGGCGCUUAUUGCUAAUUUUCCGAGAUUAAAGUCAGUUACUGGCGAUAUGAAUAUUAUCGUUUCUGCUCUAAAGCAAAGCGUUAAAAUUGAUCUGGAUGUUGAUAGUCAGAAGGUUCCAAUUAUGAGAAAAUUCUUUAUUUUCUAUUAUCAACAACAGAUUAGGAGAAACGGCGUAUCGACGGAUUUGGCCCAGACUGUAGAAAAAAAAAUUAAUGAAAACUAUGAAGAACAAAAUAGUUGCAAUAAUCAAAUCUUGGCUUCUAACAGUCAACAGGAUUCGCAGAAUCAAAAUUCUGAUAUUUCAGAAAUUAAUAAUAUAAAUACUUCAAAUGAACAAUCGACUCCAGCUGCUGUAAAAUUGGCUUCAGGCGAUAUCCCAGAAGAUAUUAGUGAUGCAGUUGUAAAAAAAUUAAUUGUCGUAACUCCAGCUAAUCUUACAAGUACAAAAAGACAAUUUGAUCGAACAGGAGAUCACACAAGUCGAUCUAAGAUGAGUCAUAGUUUAAGCGAGGAGAUUGAUCUCGGUUUGAGACGUUUCGAAGAUGAUCUCUGGAAAAAGUCCGAAUAUUCGAAUGUAAAUAUUACUAAGGUUGGGACCGUUUCGGAGGAAGCAUUUAAAGAACUGAAAGGCGAUGAUAAUCAAAAUGAAGAUUAUCAAGAGGAACCGCCACCAAAAGUAAUACCGACUCCGAAUACGGUUCCAGCGAUCUCAUCGGUAUGGACGAAGAAAGCACUUGAGCGGAAGGCUGCUUCAGCUUCGCCGGCAAGUCCACUGGCGAAGCAAGAAAUGGCUCGAGGAAAAGUUGCAAGGUUCUAUCCUGUAACAAAGGUUAAUAGUUUGCCAGAAAAACCGUCGACUCCUCGGAAACAAAAAACUCGCCACAGUAAUAAUCCACCCGUCGAAUUAUCUGUUGGUUGGUUGUUAGGUAUACGUUCUCGGACGACGUCACUUAAUGCGUGGCCAUCUGUAACUGCAAUUCCGCAAAUUCCUCAACAUCCAUCUAUCCGUUUAUUGGAAGAAAAUGGUUUUGAGCCGCAAGUUUACACUCAGUGGCGAACUUAUUGCCUUAAUCAGCGACAACAUUUGGGAUAUGGAACUACCGAUAUGAAUACAUUUUUCCGUUUCCUUUCCUUUUUUCUACGAGACAAUUUUAAUCGAAACAUGUAUGAAGAAUUUAAAAAACUUGCUCUUGAAGAUGCGGCAGCUGGAUAUAGGUAUGGAUUAGAAUGCCUUUUCCGAUUCUAUAGUUAUGGACUCGAACGGAAAUUCCGUCCAGAAAUAUAUCUUGAUUUUCAAAGAGAAACGAUCAGUGAUGUACAGCGCAACCAGUUGUACGGUUUGGAGAAAUUCUGGACAUUUCUGAAACAUUACAAACACUCCAGACGACUCGAAGUUGAUCCAUUCUUAAAAUGUCUACUUGCCAAAUACAAACAUCCCAAUGAUUUCGCUGUAGAAGUUUGUUUAUUAAAUUUUUUGAAUUUUUGUCAAUAUCCAUUGGUACAUUAG